This is a messenger RNA of Pelecanus crispus (Dalmatian pelican), 848 nucleotides long. The record is from RefSeq and is a predicted model, not a curated record. NCBI's taxonomy places the organism in Eukaryota, Metazoa, Chordata, Aves, Pelecaniformes, Pelecanidae.
AAUGCUACAGCGAAAGUGAACAUGAUGAUCCAGAAAUAACAGACACACCACCUCCCCCGUACACAGUCCAAUCACCACCUCCACCUUCGGAUCAGCAGAAGUCUUCUUUCACCUCGACUUUGUCAAGUGAAGCAUCUUGUUCUCUCUCCUCUCCUGAAAGCGCUUUCAACUCCCCAGAGUCAUCUUCUUCCUUGACGUCCAAAGUGGUUUAUUCCGAGAGGCAGUCCUGGCUUGACCUAGUUAACAGCUCUGCCACAGAAGAGGGUGAUCAGCCUUUAACUUUCUGUGUACAGAUUCACUCUGAUGAGCCGCCAGAAGUAGACUGUGGAGAAGCAGCAGAAAGUCAGGAGGUCCGGCUUUCCAAACCCAGUGGUGGAUCCCAGAACUCUCUUUUAGGUCCGGAUACACAUUGUCUAGCUGUGCCAGAUGCAACGCGACAGAGAUCACUAGCCAAAGAUCAGGAAAAAUGUGAUGAUGAUGAGAUGGAGCGACUUUACAAGUCAUUAGAACAAGCAAGCCUGUCUCCCAUUGGUGAUCGUCGGCUGUCAACGAAGAAGGAGCUUAGGAAGUCAUUUAUCAAACGCAGCAAAAACCCCUCCAUUAAUGAGAAACUCCACAAAAUUCGAAUGCUGAACAGCACAUUAAAGUGUAAGGAACAUGACCUCGCCACAAUUAACCAGUUGCUAGAGGACCCAAAGUUGACGGCAGUGAAGUACAGAGAGUGGAGGAACACAAACAUCAUGCUGGUCCAAGAUAUCUAUCAGCAGCAGGAGGUCCAGGACAUGUCCACAGAGAAUAGCAAGGAGCAAGAGAUGACUCCACAGCCUAUUGCUGAAAGUGCUAUCUGA